Messenger RNA from Drosophila subpulchrella, 1071 nucleotides. RefSeq names its product eukaryotic translation initiation factor 3 subunit G-1 (gene eIF3g1). Gene Ontology annotation, cellular component: cytoplasm; eukaryotic translation initiation factor 3 complex. Lineage: Eukaryota; Metazoa; Arthropoda; Insecta; Diptera; Drosophilidae. The transcript has 2 exons. Gene Ontology annotation, molecular function: translation initiation factor activity; RNA binding. Bases 117 to 926 code for a protein of 269 amino acids. The record is from RefSeq and is a predicted model, not a curated record.
CAGCCCUGGUCUGCAGAAAGACAACCCUGUCUUUUCGUGUUGCUGAUUCCAAUCCGCUUAACUCGUGGCGAAAUUUGCAUUUCCCAUCUCGCAGAGAAUUCGCAUCCCAUAACAGAAUGCCGGGCGUUGAAACGAUCAAAUCCUCUUGGGCGGAUGAGGUGGAGCUGGACUACGGCGGACUGCCUCCGACGACAGAGACCGUGGAGAACGGGCACAAGUAUGUGACCGAAUACAAGUACAACAAGGAUGACAAGAAGACCAAGGUGGUGCGCACCUACAAGAUCUCCAAGCAGGUGGUACCGAAAACGGUGGCCAAGCGACGCACCUGGACAAAGUUUGGCGAGUCGAAGAACGACAAGCCGGGCCCCAACUCCCAGACGACCAUGGUUUCCGAGGAGAUCAUCAUGCAGUUCCUCAAUUCCAAGGAGGACGAGAAGGCCAACGAUCCGCUGCUGGAUCCCACCAAGAACAUUGCCAAGUGCCGUAUUUGCAACGGUGAGCAUUGGUCGGUCAACUGUCCGUACAAGGGCACUGCGAUGGACACCAAUAUGAUGGAGAAGAAGGCAUCGGCCGCCGCGGCAGCCGCUGUGGAUGCCCCCAAGUCCGGAAAGUAUGUGCCGCCGUUCCUGAAGGAUAGCCAAAAGGGCGGCUUGGGAAUGCGGGGACGCGACGAUACGGCUGCGAUCAGGAUAUCCAAUCUUUCGGAGUCGAUGACCGAGGCGGAUCUCGAGGAGCUGGUGAAGAAGAUCGGGCCGCAGAGCAAGAUGUAUUUGGCCCGCGACAAGAACACCGGCCUCUGCAAGGGAUUCGCCUAUGUGCACUUCAAGCAGCGCAAGGACGCGGCCGCCGCCAUCGAAAUCCUCAAUGGCCACGGCUACGACCAUCUCAUCCUCAGUGUGGAGUGGUCCAAGCCGCAGAACAAUUAGUUCGCCCGCGUCCCGUUCCCAGUCAAUACCCGCGUUUACUGCUCAUAGGAGUUCGUACGGAUCGAUCACACAAUUUGUCCCUAUGCUAUAUAAGUUUGCUACAAAUAAAACGUAAAAACUGCCUUCAGGGGCACCGAAUUCGAAA